This is a messenger RNA of Desarmillaria tabescens, 579 nucleotides long. RefSeq lists its product as uncharacterized. Bases 199 to 510 code for a protein of 103 amino acids. Lineage: Eukaryota; Fungi; Basidiomycota; Agaricomycetes; Agaricales; Physalacriaceae. The record is from RefSeq and is a predicted model, not a curated record. The transcript has 3 exons.
CAAGGCGAAUGCGAUGAAUCGUGAUCGGCUUUUGAGACUUGUGAUCAGCAUCGACAAGGACGGGCGUUUCACGUUCCCUCCUACCAUCGGACUCGGUCGGAGUCUUACAGUUAUAAGAUCAAAGAUAGGGCACCAUUCGUAUAAAGGACGUACUCUUCUAAGAGGUUGACCACCAACAUACUCUCUGUUUACUAAACUAUGGCCGACGGCGGUGGUGAUAUCUGUGCCUCAAUAUGUUGCGGUUUUUGCUGCGUGGCUGGGUGUUCGGCUCUCAGCAAUUGGUGUAUGCUCAAGAGCUAUGGUAGCGGUUCGGGCACCUCGACCAGUGGAUGUUGUGGGUCAUGCUGCGACAAGUCUUUCAACGAGGACUCGUUCGAUGAGCAAGUGAGAAGGGAUAUGGAGGCAACUCGUGAUCCUAAUGCACCCAUCCGCCGGCCUGAGCAAAUGCAGCCAGCCCCGAAGAUGACCGCUGCCGUUCCCAAAGAAGCUGAUGCUCAAGAGAAACCAUAGUACUUUUUUGUGCGCCUUCAGUGUUUGUCAGAGCCUUUUCCCUGAACUCUUGUUACUUCUGUAAAUCGA